Messenger RNA from Mercenaria mercenaria, 5729 nucleotides. RefSeq names its product DNA repair and recombination protein RAD54B-like. The record is from RefSeq and is a predicted model, not a curated record. Gene Ontology annotation, biological process: double-strand break repair via homologous recombination; reciprocal meiotic recombination. The transcript is spliced from 26 exons. Gene Ontology annotation, cellular component: nucleus. NCBI's taxonomy places the organism in Eukaryota, Metazoa, Mollusca, Bivalvia, Venerida, Veneridae. The coding region runs from base 71 to 2863 and encodes 930 amino acids. Gene Ontology annotation, molecular function: DNA translocase activity; ATP-dependent chromatin remodeler activity; ATP binding.
GUGUUGACAGGGAAGGGAAAUAACUCUGACACCGCAAUAGCGCGGUCAAUUCGAUUUUAUACUUUUAGGUAUGAGACGAUCUGCUGCGCCAAGCCAAGUGGGACGGGCAAAGUUUGUCUCACCCAUUCUUCCAUCAAAAGGGCCAUCUAGCACCAACUUUAAACAAAAGGCAUCUCUCUCUCCACAAGUAAAUGUUUCUUUGACGUCACAAAACAAUGUUUUGAAGAGGAUUUUUCCAGAUUCAGUUGAUGAUAAGCAAAUAAACAGUAAAUCUCCAGCGGAAGUCCAGAACAGAUGUAAACGUAACUCCUGUGACUGUGAUGGUGAAAAGAUUGUUACUCUUGUGGCAAAGAAACCAAGAUUUCAGGCCCCAACACUCAACAAACAACCAGUUCUUGCAAGUCCUGCAACCAGCUUGAAAACAGAUAUUGAGAAUAUAGGUGCUAAAGAAACAGGAGGAAAUACUGGUUAUUUCAGUGUUGUUUGGUGCAAGAGAUCAAACAAAAAGCACAAAAAGUGGGAAGGUGAUGCUGUGCUAGUUACCAGUGGAAGGAGUGUGACAUUGUAUGACAUAGAGGGCAAGGAGAUUGGAAAAGGUUCAGGUUACAAGUCUGCUGAGCUUGCAUCAUUGAAGGAAGAUGAAACACUUCCAAUUGGGGGAAAAGAAAUACAGGUGAUGUCGAUAUUAACAGAAGAACAUUUUAAAUCUGGCAAAUGUUUCACAGGAAGUAUUACAGCACCUAGCACUACAUUAGCUAGAGUUCAAGUAAAAGCAGUGUCAAGGCCGUUCAAUAAGCCUUUGAAGUCCGGCUGCACAGACAGUUCAAUAUGUAAACCAGAGCUUGUAGCAAUCAAACCUCGACAUGAUCCUGCCAUCCCUGGUGCCCUCAUCAUGCCAGCUCCAAGUGAUAGUCACCAGUGGCAGUGGAACAAGAGGUCUUUGCCAGUGGUGGAUGUUGUAGUUGACCCCUACCUCUCCACACACCUCAGACCCCAUCAGAGAGAAGGUGUCACAUUCCUCUAUGAGUGUGUAAUGGGUUACAGAAACUAUGGUGGACAGGGAGCAAUUCUUGCAGAUGAUAUGGGUUUAGGAAAGACAUUACAGUGUAUUUCUCUUAUCUGGACUCUUUUCAAACAAGGACCGUAUGGGGGCAAACCAGUGGCAAAGAAGAUUCUGAUUAUAACACCUGGAAGUUUAGUCAAGAAUUGGUACCAAGAAUUCAAGAAGUGGCUUGGAUUUGAAAGAAUACAGAUUUUUGCAGUUAGCUCCGACAAGAAAGUUGAGGAUUUCAUGAAGACCUCUAUAUAUCCAGUAUUGAUUAUAUCCUAUGAGAUGUUUGUCCGUAUGUAUGAGACCUUACAACAGUUGACCUUUGACCUGAUAGUGUGUGAUGAAGGUCAUAGACUGAAGAACACCAACAUCAAAACUACAUCGCUGAUUAUGAGUCUACCAACACAGAGACGAGUUAUAUUGACUGGUACACCAAUACAGAACGAUCUUCAGGAAUUCUUCUCCAUUGUUGAAUUCUGUAAUCCAGGCGUGCUAGGUACCAGUGCAGGAUUUAGAAGAGUUUAUGAGGACCCUAUAGUAGCUGCACGUCAACCAGGGGCUACAAAAGAGGAAAUUUCAUUGGGUGAGGAGAGAGGGGCAGAGUUAAGCAGAAUGACUCAGAUGUUUGUAUUGAGGAGAACACAAGAAAUAAAUAACAAAUAUCUACCACCUAAACGAGAUAUAGUGUUAUUUUGCCGACCAACAGCCUUGCAGUUGACACUGUACCAGCAGUUACUCAGAUGCCAGUUGAUACGGUCAUGUUUAUCUGGCAGUAUGUCUGGUUCACCGCACCUGAUCUGUAUAGCUGCAUUAAAACAGCUGUGUAAUCAUCCCAGUCUAAUAUACAGGAAGUCAGAAGAACAUGAAGGGAAUAAACAGUGUGAGGAAUAUGAUCAGAAUAAAUCAGUGUAUGAAGGUCUUCACUGCCUGUUUCCUGAGGGAUUCUGUACAGAUGGAGAUUUAGAGGAACAUUCUGGCAAGCUGGCUGUACUGAGCUCUCUGUUACACCAACUUCACAUGACAGAUUCUGGUAAACCAGAGAAAAUAGUGGUAGUCUCCAACCAUACAAAGACAUUGGACCUGAUACAGUGCCUAUGUAACCAGAAACAAUACCAAUAUUUGAGACUUGAUGGGCAGACUCCUACCAGUAAACGACAGGAACUUGUCCAUAAAUUUAAUAGUAAACAUUCACAUGAGUUUGUUUUUCUGUUGAGUUCCAAAGCUGGAGGUGUAGGUUUGAAUCUUAUAGGAGCGUCAAGAUUAGUACUCUAUGAUGUAGACUGGAACCCAGCUAAUGACUUACAGGCAAUGGCGAGAGUAUGGAGGGAUGGACAGAAACACAUUGUAUAUAUAUAUAGACUGCUAACCACUGGUAGUAUAGAAGAGAAGAUAUAUCAGAGACAGAUCAGCAAGCAGGGACUCAGUGGUGCUGUCAUGGAUGUUAGGGAGAAAAAUGUUGUGCAAUUCUCAUUUGAAGAUCUCAGGGAUUUAUUUUCUGUGAAUACAUCAACAGACUGUGAUACACAUGAUUUACUGAACUGUGAUUGUGGUGCCAGGAAAACCUCAGAACCUGUCCAACAAAAUACACAUACAGUAGAGAAUAGACAAUGUCAACUGGGAAUCAAAGCAAAACCUAAGAAACAACAUUUGGGUAUGGAUGAGUUGAUGGAGUGGAAGCACUACCAAAGUUCUGUGAUAGAUAAAAACCCUUCCUGGUGUUUACACGGUACUGCAGACAAGGUGUCAUUUGUAUUCUACAAUGAAAUCAAGGGAAAUACAAAACAAAACAGUACAGACUUGGAAGAUACUUAGUCAAGAAAUCAUCUGUAUAACACUGACAUCAAUACAUGAAACAUAUUCAACCAGUGAUAAAUUAAAAAUGCACUACUUCAAGCAUUGUUAGUGGAGGUAUUUAAUUUGUCAGUGCUUCAAAUUGUUCUUACAUGUCCUGAACAGUGGAAUGAAUCAUUUCUUGGAAGAAGCACCUUUGUGAAGCCUUGUUGAAUUUUGCUGCAGUGAAAUGGGGAUAUAACUGUCAUACACACAGCAGUUUGUUGAAAAAUAAAAAAAGCAGAGAAAUAAGUUUUAAAUUAUUCAGGUUUUGCAAAGGCAAAGUUGGAUAAUGGUCUGUGCAGAACAUCACCACUAGGGAGAUUGGAGUUUUGUACAGAGGUUGUUCCGUUUAGAGGUCAUUUGACAGAGAAACUUGUCUUGUUGGAAAGAAAAAUAUGUACAUUUGUGGAGGUGUUUGCAUCAUUCAGUAACUUGGAGAAGACUGUUUUGUUACAUUUGUUUGUUUGUUUUGGGUUUAACGCCGUUUUUCAACAGUAUUUCAGUUAUGUAACGGCGGGCAGUUAACCUAACCAGUGUUCCUGGAUUCUGUACCAGUACAAACCUGUUCUCCGCAAGUAACUGCCAACUUCCCCACAUGAAUCAGAGGUGGAGGACUAAUGAUUUCAGACACAAUGUCGUUUAUCAAAUAGUCACGGAGAACAAACGCCCCGCCUGAGGAUCAAACUCGCGACCCCGCGAUCCGUAGACCAACGCUCUACCUACUGAGCUAAGCGGGCGGGUUGUUUUGUCACAUUGUGUAACAUACACUUUAGCAAUUCCCAUUUCUCUGUUGAAGCCUAUUUAUUUAUUCAUAGACUGUAGAAUUAAGUUUUUGCUGAUAAUGUUUGACUAAGCUUGAUUACUGCUUUCUGGACUUUUGACCAAUAUUUGCUGAUAUAGGGAUAUUGUGAAGUUCGCUGUCAAAUUUUGCUCUCACCAGAGUUCGAACCUGGGACCUUCAGACCAGGAGUGCAAAGCACGAGGCCUGCACAACUAUGCCUUCCUCUGUUGGAAUUUAACCAAAGACAUUUUUCUAAAACAUGGUUCGCACAGGUCCUUGAAUCUGAUCCUAAGUCCUUGAAAAGUCCUUGAUUUUUUUCUUCCAAAAAUCCCCUGAAAAAGUACUUGAAUUUUGAAAAAAAAGGUAGAAAAGUCCUUAAAUUUUGCUAAAAACAUGGGUGCAAUCGUAUUUUAGGGGAAAAAUACAAAAAAUAAAUAAUAAGUAAGUCAAAACGAGCGAAAAAACGGUGUAAAAUAAAAAUACAUGCACACCCACGGAGGGAACGCUAGUUGAACACCGUUUCGGUACGGAAGUUAGAUACGGAAUAGCGAUUUUCACAACGUUAAAAUAUUAUGCGCAAGGUCAUUGUAGCGUGACUUAUCAACAACAACAAUGAGUGGCCCAAAAAAUAAAAUGUAGUUUCGCCAAUAAAUUGCUUACACAGGAUGAUUAUUCAUCGUGGUUAAAGGAGUUUAAGUCAGACAAGCAUAAGUGUAUGUGAUAAACUCGGAACUAUGGGAGAAAGUUUGUGAAAUCACAUGCAAAAACAAGAAGUGAAGUCCCUUUAGGACAAAUUGAAAACUAGUCUUGAGAGCUUGAAAGACUUAUAAGAAACAUGUACUAAGUAUGUAUACAGGCAAAUAUAGCUCAUAAAAGGUAAUCCCAUUGAAGAUAUCAUAAAGGUUAAGAUAUGCAAUUGUAGCUUAUGGAAAAUAAAAUUGUUCUGUAACUUUUCUUCUAUCAUAAUGCCUUAUGAAGAGCCUAAAUGGUUUUGUAAUUUAAGAUAUAAAGCGAUUAAAAUAGUCCUUGAAAAUUAAUAAAAAGUCCUUGAAAAGUCCUUGAAUUUUUUUUGCCAAGUCCUGUAUGAACCAUGUAAAAAUAUGUUUAUGCUAAGAAGUUGUUAACUAGAAGCAAUGAAUAAUAAUGGUAUUGCACAGGUAAUGCACUGUUUAACAGCACUCGUGUUCAUAUAUAUAUACCUAUUGCAGUCAUUUGCUUCCAACUUCUACAGAUCAUUUAAAGGUGUUCAAUCACAUUUAAACAACAUUUAAUGACAUUUUUUACUUUUUGUAUAUUCUGGUAGAGAAUUAUUUAAGGAACAAAAAGACCGAUUACAUAGAGUUAGAUUCCUAUUUGAAAUGUAUAUUUUAUUAUUUCUAAAAAAAUUUGUAAUUACUCCCCUUUAAUAUGAAAGUAUAUAAAAAGCUGGGUAUUUCUUUUUAUUUCGAUACAAUGUCUAGUUUUACAUUUGCAUUUGAUAGACAUAUCAACUAUUGAACAAUCUGAACCAAAAUGCAAGUUUAAAAGCUGUGUGUAGCUUCUGAAUUCAUUUAUUUCCAAUCUAUCUUGGUUGCGCAACCAAGAUAGGCAAAAUGAGGUAAUAAUAAUUUUUCAAACUUGCGUUUCUAAUGAAUUCCAUCUAAAUACAUAAUUUUUAAUGCAAAUAUUUUACAAAUAUAUUACAAUAUGUCUAAUAUUUAUACAUUUCCUUAGGCAAAGUAUGUUUAUCAAAUUUAUACUUACGAUAAAAUAACUCUAUCUUGGUUGGGCAACCAGGAUUGGAAAAUGAAAUUUUAAAAAUACCUCCAGUGAAAAUCUAAUUUGUAUUAAGUGUUAAGUGAACAUAAAUGAGUGUAAAUGAUCAGAUGCUAAAGUUUCGAACAAAUCCGUUGCAUGGCCAAAAUCUGAUUAUCCACCUGUAAGAGACAAGAACUAAUGAACCAAGUACACAAUGUAAGACUAACCUGGGUAUGCAAAGCAAGUAUUAGGGUUGGAAACAUAACCAUUUCUAUUCAGAAAUAUAUGCAUGUGCAGCAAUAGUUGAAUUAAAAUAUGCAAAAUGUU